AAAAAUGGGAUAAAAUACAUAAAAAUGUGACUUUUAAUUUUAUUUUGUGUUAAAAACAAAAAAAAUUAUGCUUUUGUGUUUUGUACGUCAGUGUGAGAAGGUUAGUUCGAUUGACAUAUGAUAUCCACAGCGAAGAUCGUUGACAGCUCCCGUGCUUGUUUUGGAUAGAAUUGUCCAUUUUAUAUAUCGAGUGUUGAAGCUUCCGGAUUUUCAAAGAGGAGAAGACUCACAGAAUCCCAUUUUAAACAGUAUGUUCGGUCAUGCGUUGCUGAAGGCCGCAAACUUACGACAGGUAUUUUCGAAGUGCCGACCUCUGUUGCGGAGCGGGCGGUCGUUUUCGGUCGGACGCAGGUGCACCCCAGGGCUGUUCCUUCAGGCGUCGAGGGGGUUCUGCAAGAAGAAGGAGGGCGGCGUCGGAGACGGAGAAGGGGACGGAGCCGGGAAGCUGCCUCCUACGCCGCCUCCGGCCUUCGAUAACGAUGAUAACAAAGAUCACCACCAGACAACUUUGCCGGCUUCGGUCGUCGUCCCGGAAGUCUGGCCCCAGGUACCGCUCAUCGCCAUCAACAGGAAUCCAGUCUUCCCGAGGUUCAUCAAGCUAAUCGAGGUGUCACAUCCCGAAUUAAUAGAACUUAUUAGAAGAAAGGUAAGACUGAAUCAACCGUAUGUGGGCGUCUUUUUGAAAAAGAACGAAGAAAAUGAAAAGCAGGUCAUAACCACCAUAGACGAAGUUUAUAGAGUCGGCACAUUUGCACAAAUCCACGAGAUGCAAGACCUGGGCGAUCGUCUUCGCCUCGUCGUCAUGUCGCACAGGAGAAUCCGGUUGACAUCGCCAAUUUUCGAAGAGCCUGCACCAACAGGACAGAGACGGAAACGGACCGCUCGAAGGCUGAAAGAGCUCGGCCUGUCUGAUAAAUCAAAGCAGGAUGACAAACAGGCUAAAGCCUCCAGACCUAUUCCAAAAUCAAAAUCAAUUCUAAUAGUCGAAGUUGAAAAUGUGCAGCACGAAAAGUUCAAAAAUACCGAAGAAAUCAAGGCUUUGACGCAAGAAGUGAUAAAAACUAUAAAGGAUAUAAUUAGCUUAAAUCCUCUGUAUAGAGAAACAUUACAACAGAUGUUGCAUCAAGGGCAGAGAGUAGUCGACAAUCCGGUUUACCUUUCUGAUCUAGGAGCUGCUCUUACUGGAGCAGAACCGGCAGAACUACAAGCAGUUUUGGAAGAAAUGGAUGUGCCCAAGAGGCUCAUGUUGUCGCUUGCCCUCCUGAAAAAAGAGCUGGAGCUAAGCAGGCUCCAGCAGAAAAUCGGCCGUGAGGUCGAAGAAAAAGUCAAACAGCAGCACAGGAAGUACAUUCUUCAGGAACAGCUUAAAGUUAUUAAAAAAGAACUCGGCCUGGAGAAAGACGACAAGGACGCCAUAGAAGAAAAAUUCAGAGAAAGGAUCAAGGAUAAAAAUGUACCGAAAAACGUCAUGGAAGUUUUAAAUGAAGAAAUGAAUAAGUUGGGAUUUUUAGAAAGUCAUUCUUCAGAAUUCAACGUUACUCGUAACUAUUUGGACUGGUUGACUUCUCUUCCAUGGGGUUUGACAAGCACUGAGAAUUUAGAUUUGACCCAGGCUGUUAAAAUAUUGGACGAAGACCAUUAUGGAAUGGAUGAUGUUAAAAAGAGAGUCCUCGAAUUUAUCGCCGUGAGCCAGUUAAAAGGCAGUACUCAAGGUAAAAUUUUAUGUUUCUACGGUCCUCCGGGGGUCGGGAAGACCAGUAUAGCUAAAUCAAUAGCCAGAGCUCUUAAUAGAGAAUACUUUAGAUUCAGCGUCGGCGGCAUGACCGACGUGGCAGAAAUCAAAGGACACCGGAGGACUUACGUCGGAGCGAUGCCGGGCAAGGUGAUCCAGUGUCUGAAGAAGACGAAAACCGAAAACCCGCUCAUACUGAUAGACGAAGUCGAUAAAAUCGGAAAGGGAUUCCAGGGGGACCCGGCUUCGGCCCUUUUGGAAAUGCUCGACCCAGAACAGAACGCCAACUUUCUCGAUCACUAUUUGGACGUCCCGGUCGAUUUAUCAAAGGUGCUUUUUAUAUGCACGGCGAACGUCACCGACACCAUUCCCGAGCCGCUACGAGACAGAAUGGAAAUGAUCGACGUCUCCGGGUACAUCGCCGAAGAAAAAUUGGCCAUAGCUAAGCAGUACCUUUUCCCACAAGCGAUGAGAGAAUCCGGCCUUACUAAAGCACAAAUAAAUUUAGACGAUGAUGCGUUGAAUCAGAUAAUCAAGUUUUACUGUAGAGAAAGCGGUGUGAGGAAUUUACAAAAACACAUAGAAAAGGUUGCCAGGAAGGUGGCGUUCAAGGUGGUCAAAAAAGAGUCCGACAAGAUAUUAGUGACGAAAAAGAAUUUGGAGGAAUUCGUCGGAAAGCCUAUGUUCUCUCAUACGAGGAUGUUCGAAAAGAUGCCCGCCGGGGUCGUCAUGGGUCUCGCAUGGACGGCAAUGGGCGGUUCGACUUUUUACGUCGAGACCGCCCUGAACAGGUUGCCCGGGAGCAACACCAUCGUCGAAAAAAACAAAAACGAGAAGACAACCGACGGAUCGUUGGAGGUGACCGGCCACUUGGGCCAGAUCAUGAAAGAGUCGGCCAGGAUAUCGCUGACAGUCGCUAAAAACUACAUGCUCAAGAUUGACCCGAAGAACGAUUUCCUCAUGAAAAAUCACAUCCAUCUUCACAUACCAGAGGGAGCUGUACCGAAAGACGGGCCGAGCGGUGGUAUAGCGAUCGUCACUGCACUUUUAUCCUUAGCGAUGAACAAGCCAAUCAGACAAGACAUAACCAUGACCGGUGAAGUAUCCUUGAAAGGAAAUGUGAUCGCUGUAGGAGGAAUCAAAGAAAAAAUAAUGGCGGCAAAACGAGUCGGUGUUAACUGUGUUAUCCUUCCCGACGAGAACAAAAAAGACUUCAACGACCUGCCUGCAUACGUUACAAAAGGUCUUGAAGUGCAUUUUGUCAAUUUCUACGAAGAUGUGUACAAGCUGGCUUUUCCGAAAUAGAACAAAUUAAAUCUAUGAAAAUUUUACACUUUUGGUCGAACUGUGACGUUGACGGAUAAUAUUUUAAAAGUAUUUGAUAGUGAUUAAAAAGAUUUAUGUG
Molecule: messenger RNA, 3137 nt
Organism: Cimex lectularius (bed bug)
Lineage: Eukaryota; Metazoa; Arthropoda; Insecta; Hemiptera; Cimicidae
Product: lon protease homolog, mitochondrial-like
Exons: 17
Coding region: 251-3037 (928 amino acids)
Biological process (GO): chaperone-mediated protein complex assembly; mitochondrion organization; protein catabolic process
Cellular component (GO): mitochondrial matrix
Molecular function (GO): ATP hydrolysis activity; ATP binding; ATP-dependent peptidase activity
Source: RefSeq, a predicted model, not a curated record